Messenger RNA from Phycomyces blakesleeanus NRRL 1555(-), 441 nucleotides. RefSeq lists its product as hypothetical. NCBI's taxonomy places the organism in Eukaryota, Fungi, Mucoromycota, Mucoromycetes, Mucorales, Phycomycetaceae. The record is from RefSeq and is a predicted model, not a curated record. The transcript has a single exon. Bases 1 to 441 code for a protein of 146 amino acids.
AUGUCCACGCUAUUUCGCCUUCUGGAUCACGGCGAACUCCACUUGCAGGAGUGGUUCUCGCUGCUUACAGUCUUUCCACCACGAGAUAGUAACUCAAGCAUGGCUUCUUUCUUUCCAACUCCACCUCGCCACCUCCGACACUUCCUUUCAUCAGGGAUAGGUGACGACCCCCAACUUCACAACCUCUCUGCUAAAGUGAUCCAUGCACAUAUACGACCGCCCCUUGCACAAGUACCACCUCUUUUCCCACAAGUUUUGCCUGCACAUUGGCGUCAAUUUUGGGAGUCGAAUCUUCCUCUUAAGAUGUAUACAAUUUGGUGGCAAUUGAUGCAUAACAAAGUCUCAAGCCAACAGCAACUUUUCAAUCAUAAUUUUACUGAGGUGGACGACCCUCCCAGUGUUCUAUGUGGUGUCCUUGAAGAUAAUGAACACCGUUUCUGA